UUCUCGGUCCUCCAUUUAAGCUCCACACCUACAACUUCUCUCUCCCUGUCUCUCUCCUGCCUCCAUUGGGCAAAGCGCUGCCAGGCCGCGUGGCUAGCCCCGUGGUGUGUGCGCCGGUGAGAGGCAUAGAGGGAUGAUGUCGAGGGAACGCAAGAAGCAGGCGGCAGCCGUUCUUCAGGAGAAGCUGAAGAUCCUCCGCUCCAUCACCCACUCCCACGCUCUGAGCGACGCAUCCAUAAUCAUGGACGCGUCGGCGUACAUCAAGGAGCUGAAGCAGAAGGUGGUGAGGCUGAACCAGGAGAUCGCCUGCGCGCAGCAGGACGCGCUGAGACACGGCUCCUCCUACCCGACGGUGACCGUGGAAACCCUAGUGGGCGGGCACGGCGGGUUCCUCAUCAACGUCUUCUCCGACAAGAGCUGCCCGGGGCUGCUCGUCUCCGUGCUCGAGGCCUUCGACGAGCUGGGGCUCAGCGUCCUCCAGGCCACCGCGUCCUGCGCCGACGACUCCUUCCGCCUCGAGGCCGUGGGUGGGGAGAACGUGGCGGAGAACGUGGACGAGCACGUCGUGAAGCAGGCCGUGCUGCAGGCCAUCAGGAGCUGCUCCGAGGGCGGCAGCGAGCACGACGACGAGGAGUAGGCGGAGCUAUAGCUAGCGCGUAGCGCACACGCCGCCUCGUCGCCCUCCCGUCCUGAAGAUGAGCGUCUCAUGAAGCCGGGAUCGCUUUGCCCGCCCCGUUUCCCUGCUUCCCACUCUACCAGCUGUAUUUUUUGGCUUCUACGUUUCGCUGGCGAAACGAGUAGUAGCUAGCUCCCUAUCUACUAGUGCUGAUGGUCUCGGUGAAUAAUCCGUAGCAGCAGCACCAUUUCCAUCCUGUGUGAUAUAGUAUUAAUUAGCGCCUUAAUUAUUUAUAUUAUAAAUCUGCCUGUGACGACAAUAAGAUGAUCGAUCAGGCAUGUAAGAAUGGUGGGAGGUUGGAAGCAAAGCUGAACGGAGCUAGCAUUCGACCGCCCUUCUUCCAUAGUAUUAGUAUGUAUUAAUUUGAUGCAGGCUGCUGUAUGUCCAUGCGUAUGCAUGUCCUCCCUGGCCUCUGCUGAACAAUAGAUCAGCAUCACGAGAGAGAAAAAAUCAGUAUCCAAUGGACUUGUAAAAUACACUGAUCGUUCAUGAAAGGCAUGCAGCUGCUAA
Molecule: messenger RNA, 1186 nt
Organism: Panicum virgatum (switchgrass)
Lineage: Eukaryota; Viridiplantae; Streptophyta; Magnoliopsida; Poales; Poaceae
Exons: 4
Coding region: 134-637 (167 amino acids)
Biological process (GO): regulation of DNA-templated transcription
Cellular component (GO): nucleus
Molecular function (GO): DNA-binding transcription factor activity; sequence-specific DNA binding
Source: RefSeq, a predicted model, not a curated record